Molecule: messenger RNA, 1414 nt
Organism: Euleptes europaea (tarantolino)
Lineage: Eukaryota; Metazoa; Chordata; Lepidosauria; Squamata; Sphaerodactylidae
Gene: TFAP2B
Product: transcription factor AP-2 beta
Exons: 7
Coding region: 29-1411 (460 amino acids)
Biological process (GO): regulation of transcription by RNA polymerase II; regulation of cell population proliferation; anatomical structure development
Cellular component (GO): nucleus
Molecular function (GO): RNA polymerase II transcription regulatory region sequence-specific DNA binding; DNA-binding transcription factor activity, RNA polymerase II-specific
Source: RefSeq, a predicted model, not a curated record
AGAAUCCAGGCGGCCGCUCUUCACAUGAAUGCAUUCGCCUCCUAGAGAGCAGCCCGCCAUCAUGCUCUGGAAACUGGUGGAAAAUGUCAAGUACGAGGACAUCUACGAGGACCGGCACGAUGGCGUUCCCGGCCACAGCUCGCGCCUGUCCCAGCUGGGCUCGGUCUCGCAGGGACCCUACUCCAGCGCGCCGCCGCUCUCCCACACCCCGUCCUCGGACUUCCAGCCGCCCUACUUCCCGCCGCCCUACCAGCCGCUGCCCUACCACCAGAGCCAGGACCCCUACUCCCACGUCAACGACCCCUACUCCCUGAACCCCCUCCACCAGCCCCAGCAGCACCCCUGGGGGCAGAGGCAGCGCCAGGAGGUGGGCUCCGACGCCGGCUCGCUCCUGCCCCAGCCGCGGGCCUCCUUGCCGCAGCUCUCCGGGCUGGACCCCCGGCGGGACUACCACUCAGUCCGGCGGCCCGACGUCCUGCUCCACUCCGCCCACCACGGCCUGGACUCCGGCAUGGGGGACGCCCUGUCUCUUCACGGCAUCGGGCACCCGGGCAUGGACGACGUGCAGUCGGUGGAAGAUGCAAAUAACAGCGGCAUGAACCUGUUGGAUCAAUCUGUCAUCAAAAAAGUUCCGGUUCCUCCGAAAUCCGUUACUUCCCUGAUGAUGAACAAAGAUGGUUUCCUGGGAGGCAUGUCGGUGAAUACGGGAGAAGUGUUCUGCUCGGUGCCCGGACGCCUCUCCUUGCUCAGCUCGACGUCCAAGUACAAAGUGACUGUGGGAGAAGUUCAACGGCGCCUCUCUCCUCCCGAAUGUCUGAACGCCUCGCUCCUUGGGGGAGUGCUUAGACGAGCCAAAUCGAAAAAUGGGGGCAGGUCGUUGCGAGAGAGGCUAGAAAAAAUCGGUUUGAAUUUACCAGCCGGCAGGCGCAAAGCGGCAAAUGUCACUUUACUCACCUCUUUGGUGGAAGGAGAAGCCGUACAUUUAGCUCGGGAUUUUGGAUACAUCUGUGAAACCGAGUUUCCGGCCAAAGCCGUCUCCGAGUAUCUCAACAGACAGCACACAGACCCCACCGAUCUCCACUCCAGGAAGAACAUGCUGUUGGCGACAAAGCAACUUUGUAAAGAAUUCACCGACCUCUUGGCCCAGGACAGGACGCCCAUCGGGAACAGCCGGCCCAGCCCCAUAUUGGAACCCGGGAUCCAGAGCUGCUUGACUCACUUCAGCCUCAUCACCCAUGGCUUUGGGUCACCUGCCAUCUGCGCUGCCCUGACGGCUCUCCAGAACUACCUGACGGAGGCUCUGAAAGGCAUGGACAAGAUGUUCUUGAACAACAACUCUGCUAACAGGCACACUUCUGGGGAAGGACCAGGUAGUAAAACUGGAGAGAAGGAAGAGAAGCACAGAAAAUGAAAA